This is a messenger RNA of Funneliformis mosseae, 1293 nucleotides long. Lineage: Eukaryota; Fungi; Glomeromycota; Glomeromycetes; Glomerales; Glomeraceae. The record is from the annotation of a GenBank genome assembly.
AUGGGGAAACGUUUUCCUGGUAUUUCAAUCAAGAUUCCUGAGAGUCGUUUUUUCUUUAACCAUAUUUCAAAGGAACCGGAUAUAAAGUUACCUAACCUGCUGCUCACCGGCUCGCCACUUCCUUCCCCUUUAAAGACGGACGAAUCAUUUGAUAUAGAUUUGGAUCGCUCUAGAAAUGAGUUUAACCAAUUUAAUCAAGAUUUGGAUGAGAUUGCUCAUUCCAUGGAAAAAUUAUUCGAGGAUGCUCCUGUAUGGCUUGCAAAUAUAGAGGAAAUUAAACGAAAUCAAGAUUCCGUUGAAGAAUGUAUUUUAGCUACACAAGAAAAGAUUUAUGAAAAUGAAAACCGUUUGGAAAAUUUAAAAUCACUUCAAUGUGAAGACACAGAGGAUAUCAAUAAUGAUCUAAAAAAAAUUCAAGAACAGAUAUUUGAUAUCCUCGAAAAACAUCGAUGUGCUAGAUCAAAUGUAGCAAAUAUUUGUAAUAACCAAUCCAAAACUACUGAACAACUUGAUCUUAUGUUGCAAGCUAUACACGAGUAUGCUCGAUUAAUCCAGGAAGCAAGUCUCACGAUUAAACAUUUCGAUGAUGUUGGGUCACCAUUGAAAUAUGAAUCACUGGACUUGUCACCGUUUAGACAUUAUAAGGGCAGUUCCUACUUCGAAGACCAUAUCUAUCAAGUUUCCCGUGUAAAUACUCCAGAGCCGCAAUCUCCGAUAUCUCCUAUAUCACCAAUAUCAAAUAUGCUGAAUUCACCAGAAUUACAAAGCGCAUCUACAACGACAACUCAUACUUCAGCAACAACUCCAAUGAGUUUAGAUAUCAAUUCUUCCGAUUCCCAAUCUCCACACCCACCUAUACAUCCAUUACCACGCUUUCAAAUUAAACAUCAAAAACUUUUACUUUUGAGUAUGAGACGAGCUGCAGUUGGAUUGAAGUUCUUGUUAUAUGCCAAUCAAUUAAAUGAUUAUAAGAAUGAAUGUCCAGACAGUGAUUGCGACUUAGAUUUGGAUUUAUUUGAUGAGAUCUCUACAGAAGAAGUAGUGACAACUACUUAUAGGGAUAUCAUUCCCGCUGAUAAGGAUUCAUCCAGUAAAUGCAGUUUAUCUAGUACGAGCAGUUGUGAUAGCAGUUGUGACAGUAACAACAGCGAUAGUGGCGGAAGUGAUCACGAGAAGAAUAAAGAAGGUACUCCAGGCAAAAUAUGUGUCACUAUACGCAAAAGAUCGCUUGUUGUUCAUUCGUAUGAUCUGUUGCGAUUUGAUAGGAGAAUGUUGGUAAAGCAACAGGGAUGA